GAACGAGGUAGAUAGAGUCAGACACACGUCUUCCCUCUCCCCCAUCCAUGGCUCAAUUGCAUCAUCCCAAACUACACACAGCAGUAGGCAGUAAUAAUCGCCACUGGGCACCAUCAUCGUGACAAACUCAUAACCCCGCCAUCGAGCAACAUUCCUCAUGACAUUCCACAUCCCUUGUAUGCUAUUCCUCCCUCUUAACCACACCAUCCACGCAACCAGCACAAACCGCCAGAGAUUCAACAACCAAAGGCCUUUACUACUACCAACACCCAGAAACAAGAAUGACACAAAUCUACCCAAUCUCCCUCAAAUCCCUCCGCAACCGUCUAUCCAGACCCUCCAGGUCCAAGCCAACUAGCACCAUCAUCACAGUUUCUUCUCCCCCAGAAAUUCUAGAAGCGGAAACGCAGACGGUCAAGCCGAUCACCCGACGCAAAAGCAUAAAAGAGUUUAGGAAGGCAGUGGUCGAUUUCCUGGCAGAGCUUGGAGGUGCGGUUAGGGCUAUUUCUAUUGAUGAUGGGGGUUAUGGACGGUGUGACUGUGGACGGUGUUUUGGGCGGUGUUUUGGGCGGACACCGCAGGGUAGAUACGGGUCUCUUUUGACUGGUCGCGAUGUGGAUGAUACUCUGUGCCUUUUAAGGCCGAGGCCAGUUUGUUGAUGUUUAGGGUGUAUUGGC
Molecule: messenger RNA, 677 nt
Organism: Aspergillus pseudotamarii
Lineage: Eukaryota; Fungi; Ascomycota; Eurotiomycetes; Eurotiales; Aspergillaceae
Exons: 2
Coding region: 282-659 (125 amino acids)
Source: RefSeq, a predicted model, not a curated record